Molecule: messenger RNA, 1702 nt
Organism: Gossypium raimondii (Peruvian cotton)
Lineage: Eukaryota; Viridiplantae; Streptophyta; Magnoliopsida; Malvales; Malvaceae
Product: purple acid phosphatase
Exons: 8
Coding region: 93-1496 (467 amino acids)
Molecular function (GO): acid phosphatase activity; metal ion binding
Source: RefSeq, a predicted model, not a curated record
ACACAUACUAAAAGGAAACCAAUCACUUUACCAAACACUUCUUUCUUCUUACAUAGCGUAUCUGUUCCAUUCGGUAGUAGGUUGAAGAGGAAAUGGCCCUUCUUACAGCUUCAGACACUUUUGUUCUUUAUUUCCUAUGUUUCAUGUUGUGUUCAUUUGGUAUCUGUAAUGGUGGAAUAACUGGUAACUUUGUAAGAAAAAAGUAUUCACCUGAUAUGCCCCUAGACAGUGAUGUUUUCCAGGUUCCUUCUGGUUACAAUGCACCCCAACAGGUGCAUAUUACACAAGGGGAUAUGGAUGGUAGUGGAGUGAUCAUCUCAUGGAUAACCCCUGAUGAACCUGGUUCCAACAUGGUUUACUAUUGGUCUGAAAAUAGUAACCAUAAGUACAAAGCUGAAGGGAUUUUUGUGAGAUACAAGUUCUUCAAUUACACCUCUGGUUAUAUUCAUCACUGCACCAUCAACAACUUAGAGUAUAAUACCAAAUACAUGUAUGAGAUUGGAAGAGGGGAUUCCAUUAGACAAUUCUGGUUUGUAACACCACCAAGAACUGGUCCUGAUGUUCCUUAUACAUUUGGUCUAAUAGGGGAUCUUGGUCAAACACAUGAUUCAAAUGUUACACUCACGCAUUACGAAUCGAAUCCGAAAAAAGGGCAAACAGUGUUGUAUGUAGGGGAUCUAUCAUACUCAAACGAUUAUCCGUUCCACGAUAAUUCCCGGUGGGAUACAUGGGGACGAUUCGUCGAGAGGAACGCUGCGUAUCAACCUUGGAUUUGGACUGCCGGGAAUCACGAACUCGAUUUCGCUCCGGAAAUUGAAGAAACUACGCCGUUUAAACCGUAUACACAUCGAUACUACGUACCGUAUGAAUCAUCACGUAGUACGUCCCCGUUAUGGUAUUCAAUCAAGAGAGCUUCAGCUUAUAUCAUUGUCUUGUCUUCUUAUUCGGCAUAUGGAAAAUCGACUCCUCAAUACAAAUGGCUAAAGAAAGAGUUACCAAAGGUGAAUAGAAGUGAGACACCAUGGUUGAUUGUUCUUGUGCAUUGCCCGAUUUAUAACAGUAAUUCGCAUCAUUACAUGGAAGGUGAAACCAUGAGAGUCGUAUACGAGUCAUGGUUUGUAAAGUACAAAGUUGACGUUGUGUUUUCCGGUCACGUUCAUGCCUAUGAACGAUCUAAGCGGAUAUCCAACAUUGCAUACAAUAUAUUGAAUGGAAAGUGUACUCCUGUUCAUGACCUGUUUGCACCGGUUUACAUAACAAUCGGAGACGGUGGAAAUCAUGACGGACCGGCUUUAGGCAUGGUGGAACCACAGCCAAACUUCUCAGCUUAUAGGGAGACGAGUUUCGGUCAUGGUAUAUUCGAUAUCAAGAACCGGACACAUGCUUAUUUCGGUUGGCAUCGUAAUCAAGACGGAUACGCUGUUGAAGCUGAUUCUUUAUGGUUUCAUAAUAGAUAUUGGAAUCCUUAUGGGAAAUCAUUUGUAGCAUCAUAUUGAUCAAUGUGAUUAAAACCAGAUAGCUUUAACCUAGUGUUUAGUUAUCUCCAUUGCUCCGAUUGCAAACUUCGAGUUUUAAGAACCGUAAUUACCCAGAAUUUCUUUCGGUUUUUCCUCUUUUCAAUGAAAAUGGCAUCAACCCGUCCUACAAAACCAAGUUUGAUGUUCCGUUGGGGCACACGAUGACCAAAGUAUUCGAUUGAGUA